Molecule: messenger RNA, 8798 nt
Organism: Vidua chalybeata
Lineage: Eukaryota; Metazoa; Chordata; Aves; Passeriformes; Viduidae
Product: tenascin-X-like
Exons: 30
Coding region: 1-8460 (2819 amino acids)
Molecular function (GO): protein binding
Source: RefSeq, a predicted model, not a curated record
AUGCCGGUGACCCUGGAACUGCGGCUCCUCCUGCUGGCACUGGCGCUGCGGGGGGAGGCAGUGUCCCCCUCGGUGUCCCCUGCCACGUCCCCCACCGAGUCCCCCUCCGAGACGUGCGGGGCAGCGCUGGCCGAUGUGCUGAGGCGGCUGCGGGAGCUCGAGGGACACGUGCAGGCACUGAGGGGACACUGCGGGGACACGGGGGGACCCCAGGCCGGGACAGGCCGGUCGGUGCAGCUCUGCGCGCCCCCUGCCGGCGGCGGCUGCGCCUGCCCCGCCCCCUCGGCCGAGGCCCCGCCCCCGGCGCCGCCCCCCGCGUGCCCGCGCGGCUGCAGCGACCAGGGCCGGUGCGAGCGCGGGCGCUGCCGCUGCUUCCCGGGCUUCAGCGGCCCCGACUGCGCCACCCCCGCCUGCGCGCCGGGCUGGGGCGGGGCCCGCUGCGACAUCGAGGUGCCCUGGGUAACACCACGGUUGGCCUCCCGCACCCCAACAUCCCUGCGCAUCACCUGGCCCCAGCCCCUCGUUCCUCCUGAUGGCUACCGGGUGACACUUGUCCCCCUGGAUGACCCUGUGGCCAUGACAACGCACGAACUGCCCAGCUCUGCUGUCGCCUUCUCGGUGACAGGGCUGUCUCCAGGCCGCCCCUUCGAGCUGCUGGUCCAAGCCCGGCGGGGGCCGCAUCUGGGGGCACCCGGGGUCCUGCGUCUGCGCACAGGGCUCCCUGGGGUCCCCAGCAGUGGCACCAUCAGCCCGAGGGCCUCCAGAGUCCCCAGGAUCCCCAGGGUCACUGGGGUCCCCAGGGUCACUGGUGUCACCCAUAUCACCAGACUUGCCCUUGGGUCACCUGGGUCUUUGGGGUCGCCAGCACCCCCCAAGGUUCCAGCAUCUCCAGUAGCUCGAGGGUCCCUGGGAUCCCCAGCACCCUCAAGGUCAUCAGUGUCACCAGAAUCCCCAGAGUCACCAGCAUCACCAGAAUUCCCAGGGUCAUCAGUGUCACCAGAUUUCUCAGCGUCCCCAGAGUCCCCAGAGUCCCCAUUGUCCCCAGAGUUCCCAGAGCUGCCAGGGUCCCCAGAGUCCCCAGUGUUUCCAGGGUCCCCUCCACCCCCAUGGUCCCCAGUGUCCCCGUGGCCCCCACUGUCCCCAGGCAUCCCCUCCCUGCAGGACCUGGUGGCCCGGCUGUCCACAUACAGUGGAACCCUGCUCCAGCGACUCGAGAGCCACCUUCGGGCCACCAACUUCCCCCUCCGUGGCAACCAGACAGUGCCAGGGGUGGCCCGUGCCAUCCUGGCCUACAUCCUGCGCCGGCACCCAACCCUUGGGAGAGGACAGGGACCCACAGGAGAGGGUGGAAAACAGGAGGCAGUGCUGGAAUGGGGGGACAUGGAUGAGAUGAAGCUGACGGAGCCAUGGACGGACGUGGGGAAAACAGUCAAAGCUGAGCCACAGGAGCUGCGUCCAUUCCGGCCAGUCCUGGGUGACCUCAGUGUCACCAGCAUCACCCCCAGCUCCAUGCAGCUGCAGUGGAGUGUCCCCAAGGACUCCUUUGACUCCUUCGUGCUGCAGUACCGGGAUGCCCAGGGCCAGCCCCAGACCCUGCCUGUCGAUGGCGGGUCCCGCUCGGUGACAGUGCCAGGGCUGUCCCCAUCUCACCGGUACCGCUUCCAUCUCUACGGGUUGAGGGGUGAGAAGAGGAUCGACCGUGUUUCCAUUGAUGUCAUCACAGCUGCAGCAGAGCCAGAGGAGCAGUCCUUGCCCUCAGAGGAGCCCCAACAUGAGAAAUCCCAAACUGAGGUCCCCGCAUCUAAUGCCUCCCCAUCACGGGCAGUACUUGGGGAGCUGAGGGUCACCAGCAUCACCCCCAGCUCUGUGCAGCUGCAAUGGAGUGUCCCUGAGGGCUCCUUCGACUCCUUCAUGCUGCAGUACCGGGAUGUCCAGGGCCAGCCCCAGGCCCUGCCCAUCGAUGGCAGGUCAGACUCGGUGACAGUGCCGGGGCUGUCCCCAUCCCAGCGGUACCGCUUCCACCUCUACGGGUUGCGGGGCAGGAAGAAGAUCGACCAUGUCUCCACUGAGGCUGUGACAGCUGCAGCAGACCCAGAGGAGCUGCCUCUGCCCUCAGAUAAGCCCCAACAUAAAAAACCUCAAACUGACUCCCCUGCAUCUGAGGCCCCCCUUGUGCGGGCAGAGCUGGGGGAGCUGAAGGUCUCCAGUGUCACGCCCAGCUCUGUGCAGCUGCAGUGGAGUGUUCCCGAGGGCUCCUUUGACUCCUUCUUGCUGCAGUAUCGGGAUGUCCAGGGCCAGCCCCAGACCCUGCCCAUCGAUGGCAGGUCCCGCUCGGUGACAGUGCCAGGCUUGUCCCCUUCCCAGCGGUACCGCUUCCACCUCUAUGGGUUGCAGGGCAGGAAGAAGACUGACCGUGUCUCUACUGACAUUAUCACAGGAGCUGUAGAAGAGCGAGAAGAACUGCCCCAGCCCACAGUGGAACCGCAGCAUGGGAAACCACAAACUGAGGCCACCACAUCUGAGACCACUCCAGGAAAGGCAGUGCUGGAAGAGCUGAGGGUCUCAAGCAUCACCCCCAGCUCCGUGGGGCUGGAGUGGACUGUCCCCAUGGGCUCCUUUGACUCCUUCUUGCUGCAGUACCGGGAUGCCCAGGGUCAGCCCCAAGCCCUGCCUGUUGAUGGCGGGUCCCGAUCGGUCACGGUGCCAGGCUUGUCCCCAUCCCAUCGGUACCGCUUCCACCUCUAUGGGCUGCGAGGAGGCAAAAGGAUUGACCGUGUCUCUACCGACACUGUCACAGCCAGCGAAGAACCCUUGCCCUCAGAGGAGCCCCAACAGGAGAAGCCCAAAACUGAGUCCCCGAUACCUGAGGCACUCCCAGCACGAGCGGUGCUGGAGGAGUUGAGAGUCUCCAGUGUCACACCCAACUCUGUGCAGCUGCAGUGGAGCGUCCCUGAGGGCCCCUUUGACUCCUUCAUGCUGCAGUACCGGGAUGUCCAGGGCCAGCCCGAGGCCCUGCCCAUCGAUGGCGGGUCCCGCUCAGUGACGGUGCCGGGGCUGUCCCCAUCCCAGCGCUACCGCUUCCACCUCUACGGGCUGCGGGGCAGGAAGAAGAUCGACCAUGUCUCCACUGAGGUCAUGACAGGAGCUGUAGAAGAGCAGGAAGAACUUCCCCAGCCCAAAGAGGAACCACAGCAUGAGAAACCACAAACUGAGGCCCCCACAUCUGAGACCACGCCAGCAAAGGCAGUGCUGGAAGAGCUGAGGGUCUCAAGCGUCACCCCCAGCUCCGUGGGGCUGGAGUGGACUGUCCCCAAGGGCUCCUUUGACUCCUUCAUGCUGCAGUACCGGGAUGCCCAGGGCCAGCCCCAGGCCCUGCCCAUCGAUGGCAGGUCUCGCUCAGUGACGGUGCCGGGGCUGUCCCCAUCCCAGCGGUACCGCUUCCACCUCUACGGGUUGCGGGGCAGGAAGAAGGUCGACCAUGUCUCCACUGAGGUCAUGACAGCCAGCGAAGAACCCUUGCCCUCAGAGGAGCCCCAACAGGAGAAGCCCAAAAUUGAGUCCCUGAUACCUGAGGCACUCCCAGCACGAGCGGUGCUGGAGGAGUUGAGAGUCUCCAGUGUCACACCCAACUCUGUGCAGCUGCAGUGGAGCGUCCCUGAGGGCCCCUUUGACUCCUUCAUGCUGCAGUACCGGGAUGCCCAGGGCCAGCCCCAGGCCCUGCCCAUCGAUGGUGGGUCCCGCUCAGUGACGGUGCCGGGGCUGUCCCCAUCCCAGCGGUACCGCUUCCACCUCUAUGGGCUGCGGGGCAGGAAGAAGAUCAACCAUGUCUACACUGAGGUCAUGACAGGAGCUGUAGAAGAGCCAGAGGAACUUCCCCAGCCCACAGAGGAACCGCAGCAUGAGAAACCACAAACUGAGGCCCCCACAUCUGAGACCACUCCAGCAAAGGCAGUGCUGGAAGAGCUGAGGGUCUCGAGCGUCACCCCCAGAUCCGUGGGGCUGGAGUGGACUGUCCCCAAGGGCUCCUUUGACUCCUUCAUGCUGCAGUACCGGGAUGUCCAGGGCCAGCCCCAGGCCCUGCCCAUCGAUGGUGGUUCCCGCUCAGUGACGGUGCCAGGCUUAUCCCCAUCCCAUCGGUACCGCUUCCACCUCUAUGGCCUCCGGGGCAGGAAGAAGAUCGACCAUGUCUCCACUGAGGUCAUGACAGGAGCUGUAGAAGAGCCAGAGGAACUGCCCCAGCCCACAGAGGAACCGCAGCAUGAGAAACCACAAACUGAGGCCCCCACAUCUGAGACCACGCCAGCAAAGGCAGUGCUGGAAGAGCUGAGGGUCUCGAGCGUCACCCCCAGCUCCGUGGGGCUGGAGUGGACUGUCCCCAAGGGCUCCUUUGACUCCUUCAUGCUGCAGUACCGGGAUGCCCAGGGCCAGCCCCAAGCCCUGACUGUUGAUGGCAGGUCUCGCUCGGUGAUGGUGCCGGGCUUGUCCCCAUCCCGUCGGUACCGCUUCCACCUCUAUGGGCUGCGAGGGGGCAAAAGGAUUGACCGUGUCUCUACCGACACUGUCACAGCCGACCCAGAGGAUCUGUCCCCACCCUCAAUGAUCUCCACAAAUGAGGCCUCCACAACUGAGGCCCCCACCCCUGAACACCCACAAACUGAGGCCCCCUCAGCACAGGCAGUGUUGGGAGAGCUGAAGGUCUCCAGUGUCACACCUGACUCUGUGGGGCUGCAGUGGAGUGUCCCUGAGGGCUCCUUUGACUCCUUCUUGCUGCAGUACCGAGAUGCCCAAGGCCAGCCCCAGGCCCUGCCCAUCGAUGGCGGGUCACGCUUGGUGACUGUGCCAGGGCUGUCCCCAUCCCACCGGUACCGCUUCCACCUCUAUGGGAUUCACAGAGAGAAAAGGAUUGACCACGUUUCCAUCGACACCAUCACAGCCACAGACAAGCAAGAGGAAUCACCCUCCCCAUCAGAGGAGCCCCAAACUGAAGCCCCACCAACUGAGGACAACCAACCUGAGCACCCCAAAACUGAGGUCCCCCCAGUGCGGGCAGUGCUGGGAGAGCUGAAGGUCUCCAGUGUCACCUCCAACUCCGUGCAGCUACAGUGGAGCGUCCCUGAAGGCUCCUUUGAUUCCUUCAUGCUGCAGUACCGGGAUGCCCAGGGCCAGCCCCAGUCCCUGCCUAUUGAUGGUGGCUCCCACUCGGUGAUGGUGCCAGGGCUGUCUCCAUCCCACCGGUACCGCUUCCACCUCUAUGGCCUGCGGGGCAGGAAGAGGACCGACCGUGUCUCUACUGACAUUGUCACAGCUGCAGCCAAGCCCAAGGAGCUGCCCCUGCCCUCAGAGGAGCCCGAACCUGAAGCUGUCUCAUCUGAUGCCCUGCCAGCACGGGCAGUGCUGGGGGAGCUGAAGGUCUCCAGUGUCACACCCAGCUCUGUGCAGCUGCAGUGGAGCGUCCCCAAGAGCCCUUUUGACUCCUUCACACUGCAGUACCGGGAUGCCCAAGGCCAGCCCCAGGCCCUGCCCAUCAGUGGCGGGUCCCGUUCAGUGACAGUGCCAGGGCUGUCCCCUUCCCAGCGGUACCGCUUCCACCUCUAUGGGUUGCAAGGUGGGAAAAGAAUUGACCACGUGUCCACCGAUGUCAUCACAGAUGCAGCAGUGCCAGAGCAGCUGCCCCUACCUUCGCAGGAGCCCCAGCCUGAAGACCACAACCCUGAGCAGCCCCAGACUGAGCAGCCCCAAACUCAGGCUAACCAGGGACAGGUGGUGCUGGGGAAGUUGAGGGUCUCCAGUGUCACACCCAACUCUGUGCAGCUGCAGUGGAGCGUCCCCGAGGGCUCCUUCGACUCUUUCACGCUGCAGUACCGGGAUGCCCAGGGUCAGCCCCAGGCCCUGGCUGUUGAUGGCGGGUCCCGAUCGGUGACAGUUCCAGGGCUGUCCCCAUCCCGCCGGUACCGCUUCCACCUCUAUGGGCUGCGAGACAGGAGGAGGACUGACCGCGUCUCCACCGAUGUUGUCACAGCCGACCCAGAGGAUCUGUCCCCACCCUCAAAUGACACUCCCACUGGGGGCCCCCCAGCCGAGGAUCACGAAACUGCACAUCCCCAAGCUGAGGCCCCUCCAUCUGCAGCCCCCUCGGCAGCAGCAGUGUUGGGAGAGCUGAAGGUCUCCAGUGUCACACCCAACUCUGUGGGGCUGCAGUGGGCUGUCCCAGAGGGCCACUUUGACUCCUUCUUGCUGCAGUACCGGGAUGCCCAAGGCCAGCCCCAAGCCCUGCCCAUCGAUGGCGGGUCACGCUUGGUGACAGUGCCAGGGCUGUCCCCAUCCCACCGGUACCGCUUCCACCUCUACGGAUUGCAGGGUGGGAAGAAGACUGACCAUGCCUCCACUGACGUUAUCACAGCUGAUGGGGCAGCUGCAGCUGUGCCAGAGGAGCUGCCCCUGCCCUCAGAGGAGCCCCACGAUGAGCAACGCCAAACUAAGGCCCCCCCAUCUGCAACCACCCCAGCACGGGCAGUGCUGAAGGAGCUGAGAGUCUCCAGUGUCACCCCUGACUCUGUGCAGCUGCAGUGGAGCGUCCCUGAGGGCUCCUUUGACUCCUUCACGCUGCAGUACCGGGAUGCCCAGGGCCAGCCCCAGGCCCUGCCCAUCGAUGGCGGGUCCCGCUCGGUGACAGUGCCAGGGCUGUCCCCUUCCCGCCGGUACCGCUUCCACCUCUAUGGGCUGCGGGGCGGGAAGAGGGUCUACCAUACCUCCACUGAAGCUGUUACAGCUGCGGCCAACUUUGAUGAGCAACCCAUGCCUUUAGAGAAGCUCCAACCUCAGGAUCCCCAACCUAAAGAUCCCCCAGUUGAGUCCCCCUCAACUGACAACCACUUGGCAAAGGCAGUGUUGGGGGAGCUGAGAGCCUCCAGUGUCACCCCCAGCUCUGUGCAGCUGCAGUGGAGUGUCCCCAAGGGCCCCUUUGACUCCUUCAUGCUGCAGUACCGGGAUGCCCAGGGCCAGCCCCAGGCCCUGCCCAUCGAUGGCAGGUCCUGCUCGGUGACAGUGCCGGGGCUGUCCCCUUCCCGCCGGUACCGCUUCCACCUCUACGGGCUGCGGGGAGGGAAAAGGAUUGACCGUGCCUCUGCCGACAUCGUCACAGCCACAGCCAAGACAGAGGAGCUGCCCCUGCCCUCAGAGGAGCCCCAGCUUGAGGACCCCAAAGGAAAAGACCCCCCAGUUGAGGCCACUCCAUCUGCAGCCCCCCUGGCACAGGCAGAGCUGGGGGAGCUGAAGGUCUCCAGUGUUACCCCCAGCUCUGUGCAGCUGCAGUGGAGCGUCCCUGAGGGCUCCUUUGACUCCUUCUUGCUGCAGUACCGGGAUGCCCAGGGCCAGCCCCAGGCCCUGCCCAUCGAUGGCGGGUCCCGCUCGGUGACAGUGCCGGGGCUGUCCCCUUCCCACCGAUACCGCUUCCACCUCUAUGGGCUGCGGGGAGGGAAAAGGAUUGACCAUGUCUCCACUGAGGCCAUCACUGGCACCCCAGGGACCCUCUGGGUGGGCUCUGUGUGGCCCCGCAGUGCAUGGCUGCACUGGAACCCCCUGCACGCCCCCCCUGAUGGCUAUGAGCUGGAGUAUGGCCCCCCCGCCGGACCCCAGCAGACCCUGUGGCUGCCUCCCGAGGCUACGUCGCAGCAGCUGUGGGGGCUAGAGCCGGCAGAACGCUAUGGGGUGCGCUUGUGGGGCCGAGGGGGAGACCCCCAAACAGCCCCCCUCGAGGCCACCUUUGACACUCCCCCCCUCCCGCACCCGCACCCCCGGGACUGCGCCGAGGAGCAGCUGAACGGGCCGGGCCCCUCGCGGGAGACCCUCAUCUUCCUCCGGGGGGACCCGGCCCGGCCCCUCAGGGUCUUCUGUGACAUGGAGACGGACGGCGGCGGCUGGCUGGUGUUCCAGCGCCGUCAGGACGGGAGCACCGACUUUUGGCGGGGGUGGGAGUCCUACGCCCGCGGCUUCGGCAACGUCAGCGGCGAAUUCUGGCUCGGCAACGAGGCGCUGCACGAGCUGACGACCGCGACCCCCACGGAGCUGCGCGUUGACCUGCGGACCGCCCGCGACUCCGCCUUCGCGCUCUAUCGCGACUUCGCUGUCGGCGGCGCCGAGGAGCGAUACCGGCUCCGAGUGGGAGCGUUCAGCGGCACCGCCGGGGACGCCCUCUCCUACCACUCGGGCAGCCCCUUCUCGACACGGGACCGGGACUUCCGAGACCCUCGGGACCGCCGGGACCCCUCGGGGCGGCCCCGGCCCCCGCCCUGCGCCGUGGCCUACGGGGGGGCCUGGUGGUACCGCAACUGCCACUACGCCAACCUGAACGGGCGCUACGGGACCCCCCGAGACCACCAGGGCAUCCACUGGUUCCCCUGGAAAGGCUUCAACGUCUCCAUCCCCUUCACCGAGAUGAAGCUGCGGCCGCAGCGCGGCUGAGGGGGCUGGGGGGGUCCCCUGAGUGCUGGGGCUAGGGGAUCCCAGAGUCUGGGGGACCCCUGGGUGCUGGGGGGUCCCCGAUGGGACCUGGGGAGGCUCAAAGGUGAAACUUUUAUUGGGGGGUAAUAAAAGCUGAUGGUGACUCCCCUGUCCUGUGGUGAAGCAGGAACUGGGGCAGGACAGAGCACGAGUCAGACUGAGGCCAAGGUCAUUCCAGAGUCAAGGUCAUCCCCUUGGUGAGGAGGGCAGCUCCAAAUGGUCCCUGCAGUUCUGGUCCCACUGUCGCUUCAAGUGCUGGACCUGAUCCUCCACUGGCCCUGGAGAUGCUGAGAUGUCCC